AUGCUGCCGCUGCCCUUUCUGGCUGUCAAAGCCUCAAUGACCAGCUCUCCUGCCACUGCCCCUUCUGAGUGUCAAAGCCUCGACGACCUGUGCUGCUGCCGCAGCCUCUUCUGGCUGUCUAAUCCACGACGACCUGCUAUGCUCCCACUGCCCCUUCUGGCUGUCAAAGCCUCGAAGACCUGCGCUGCUGCCGCAGCCCUUCUGGCUGUCAAAGCCUCGAUGACCUGCGCUGCUUCCGCAGCCCCUUCUGGCUGUCAAAGCCUCGAUGACCUGCGCUGCGGCUGCUGCCUCUUCUGGCUGUCAAAGCCUCGACGAGCUGCGCUGCUGCCGCAGCCCCUUCUGGCUGUCAAAGCCUCGAUGACUGGCUCUGCUGCCUCUGCCUCUUCUGGCUGUCAAAGCCUCGAUGACCUGCGCUGCUACCUCUGUCUCUCAAAGCCUCAACAACCUGCGCUGCUGCCGCUGCCUCUUCUGGCUGUCAAAGCCUCGACGACCUGCGCUGCUGCCACAGCCCCUUCUGGCUGUCAAAGCCUCGAAGACCUGUGCUGCUACCUCUGUCUCUUCAGGGUGUCAAAGCCUUGA
Podarcis lilfordi (Lilford's wall lizard) is the source of this 579-nucleotide messenger RNA. The record is from the annotation of a GenBank genome assembly. NCBI's taxonomy places the organism in Eukaryota, Metazoa, Chordata, Lepidosauria, Squamata, Lacertidae.